ACCCUCGGGAUCAUGAGACUGUAAUACAAAUCACCAUGAUUGGAUACAUCCUCUUUACCGUUGCGGCAUUUUUGCCGCUAUUGAUUUAUUUGCGAAAUCCAUAUUUUCUGGCAGAUCUAAAUUACGUAAUCGUUGCCAUUCGCAUCGGAUGGCGAUUAAGUAAAAUCAAAAAGAAGUUUUUCAGCAUCUUAGAUGCUUUCCUGGAUAAAGUGAAUAAAGACCCAGAAAAGACUUUUGUGAUCUUCGAGGAGCGCUCCUAUAGCUACGGCUGGGCUGACAGGGAGAGCAACAGAAUAGCCAGGGCUCUGUCAGCGCAUGCCGGGCUGAAGGAGGGGGACACAGCCGCGCUCUUCCUGGCCAAUGAGCCGCACUUUAUUUGGGUCUGGCUGGCUCUGGCCAAACUGGGCUGUGUGGCGUCUCUCCUCAACUGCAACAUCAGGUCCAAGUCUCUGCUGCACUGCUUCUCCUGCUGCGAUGCCAAGGUCCUCAUUCUCGGUGCUGACUUGAAAGAAGCUGUGGAAGAAAUUUUGCCUGGUCUGAAAGAGUUGGGCAUCCGUGUGUUUGUCCUCAGCAAUCACAGCGAUAUUGAAGGUAUUGAAAGCCUCUCUGAUAAGAUUGAGAAGGCCUCAGAUCAGCCUCUGUCACCCCAGCUGAGGGCCAACACCAACCUCAAAAGUCCUGCAGCGUACAUCUACACAUCAGGAACCACAGGACUUCCCAAGGCAGCCGUAGUUAACCACGAGAGGGUAUGGGUGGCAUCUUCUCUCCUGUCUUUUGCUGGUGUUCACUCCAGUGAUGUUCUCUAUUUAUACCUCCCUCUCUACCACUCCUCUGGUUUUCUGAUGGGACUCUGCGGAGCCAUCGACAAAGGUAUCACCGUGGUUUUGAGACAGAAGUUUUCUGUUUCCAACUUCUGGAAAGACUGCAGAAAGCACAAUGUGACCAUUUUUCAGUACAUUGGAGAGAUCAUGCGAUACCUUUGCAACACACCAAAGAAAGACAAUGACAAGGAUCAUAAAGUGAGGCUGGCUAUUGGAAACGGGAUAAGGCCAGACACCUGGGCUGAUUUCCAGGAGCGAUUCGGGAACAUUGGUAUCUUAGAAUGCUACGGGGCAACGGAAUCAAAUAUUGGUUUCUUUAAUUAUGUUGGAAAAGCUGGAGCCAUCGGCAGAGAACAUUUUCUCUACAAACUAUCAUGUCCAUAUGCCCUUAUAAGGUAUGACACAGAAAAAGAAGAGCCAGUCAGAAACUCCAAAGGAUUCUGUAUUGAAGUCCCUAAAGGGGAAACUGGUUUGCUGGUGGCGAAGAUUAAAGAGAGAACACCCUUUUAUGGCUAUGCCAAGAACAAACAGCAGACAGAGAAGAAAAAACUGAGAGACGUCUUCGAGCGAGGAGACCUCUACUUUAACAGCGGUGACCUCUUAAGGAUAGACCACGAGGGAUUUAUCUACUUUCAGGACCGCAUUGGAGACACUUUUAGGUGGAAAGGAGAAAAUGUGGCAACCACAGAGGUGGCUGAUCAUUUACUGGCCAUGGAUUUCGUUGACGAGGCUAAUGUUUACGGUGUGAGGGUACCAGGGCAUGAAGGAAGGAUUGGAAUGGCGGCCCUGAAGCUUAAAGAAAAUAUGGACUUUGAUUGUGAAGCUAUGUAUCAACAUGUCAAAAACUACCUGCCCAGCUAUGCAAGACCACGGUUCAUACGCAUUCAGGAUGCUGUGGAAGUGAAUGGAACAUAUAAGCAGCUGAAGGUGAAGCUGACUAAUGAAAGUUUCAACCCUGAAAUCAUCAUGGACCCUUUGUUUUUCCUGGAGGAUGGAAAAGGCUACGUACCUAUGACUCCAGAGAUAUUCACUGCCAUCACAGUGGGAAAAAUUAAGCUCUGAAGAAGUUUGAUUACGUUACUAAUCAAUGUAUCUAAUUUUUUUUACACUUUUAGUAAUACAGGAUGCAGAGUAAUCCAGAUGCAAUGACUUGUACAUUGAGCGUGUUUACAAAAUGCACACGAUGAAAGGAAAUAUGUCAUAGGGGAAUAUUUCAUAGGUAUCUUUUUUAUCAUUUAAACGUAUUAACAUUUCUUGGAUAAAAUGACUUCCUGUGUUAUUAUUGUUGUAGUUUUAUUUAUUUCACCAAUUUACAACAGUUCCAUCUCAAAGCAAUUAUUAGGACCAAACAGUUAAAGAUACAUUCAACAGAACCAGACACGAUAUGAGCAUCUUUCUAUGGCGACUUGCUGAACCAGGAGGUCAUUUUUGAAUGAAAAUUGUCCAUAAAAGAAAAUAAAAAAUGAAGACAUAGGUAAUGGAAACAGUAGCUCACUAACUAACUCUUUUCCAAUAACACACACAGCUGGACACAAAAUCAAUGAAAAUGCUUUCUGUGGAACAAAAAGUACACAAAGCAGCAAAAGCUUUAUCCUAGCUAGUGUAAAUUAAAAGAAAAGGCUAAACACUAAACAAAUGAGCUAGAGGUACUUUCUAUAAAAACCUUUCUCAUUUAAAAGCAGUAAAGGCUCCAUCCAUAAGUACAGAGGAAAGCCAUGAUGAAACAAAAACAAUGAAAAAUUAGUAGCUUUUAUGGUUGAUGAUUAUUGAAAGAAAAAAAAAGCUAUUUUGUUAACAUAUGCAACUUUAAGUCAACUUUAAAUUAUUGUUCAUGGAUUUGAGAGUUUUUAAGACACCUGGGACUUUCCAGUGGAGAGGUGGAAGAUGCUGUGUUUGUAGCAGAGGACGAGUGUGUGCAGUUAAUUCUCCUGCAGGUGGAGGAUAAAAGCUUCUGACCACCGUGUGAGACCUUCAGAGGGCAGGUCAGCUGGUGCCGGCUGCACUGGGCCCAUUGGUUGCAGAAACUGGGAACACUGUAAAACUUUGUAAGCUUUUUCAGGACCUGCUUCCCCGGAAGAUUUGAAGGCACCUCUUUAAUCAUAGAAUCUGUCGGUGAUGGCGGAGGGAGGCCGUCUGAUCCGUCUUUAAGACAAGGCAACGAUUCACAAUCAAAGCUAAACAGCGCCCAGUAAGGCAGUGGUUCACUGUUGCAGCUAAGAGAGCGCAUCGGUCGCCUAGGUCGAUUCCAGGCUUUGUCAAUCCACAGGUCUACGUUAGCUUUUUCCAGCUGGGUGACCAUGUCUUCUUUUUCAUCAGCCAUGACAUCCAAAUGAGGCUCUAUGCUAUCUUCCUUUGCUGUUGCCUUUUCCUCAUCUGAUCCGAGCUGUUCAGCGUUAUUAAAACUUUCCUUCUCAGCUAGAAGAGCACUAGCAGUUUUAGAAAUAAAGGCCCAGUCCUUUACAAUGUCAUCCUCUGUGGUGAACUGGGAAGUCACUGUGAAUCGAAUGAUGCGUUUUGUGUGGAUUUCUGCAGGGAUGAGGUACAUGGUGCCGGAACGGGUCAGUCUCCUCAGCAGCUCCUGAGUCAAAAUGUUUCCUGCCUGGAAUAGUUCCAAUUAUCAGAAGUAGCAGAAGGGCUAAAUCUUUUUUAAUUGACUUUAAACUAGUUUCAGCCCUUUUCUUGUUAACCGAUAUAUGUGAGAUUGUGACAUUUAUUUUGUAAAUCUCAGCAAAAAUUAACAUCGGAUAUGACUCUAUACAAAGCAUAAAACAUAGCUUAAGAUAUAUUUAUGGUCAAAAGUUGUGUUGCCUACUUUCAGACAGAAAACCACCAGGCCAAGAUGUGUCUCAGCAGGAACCUCAAAGUUUGGGUUGCUCCUUAUUUUAGACUCCAAGAGCUUCGCCAUCUUAAUUCCCUAAAACAGAAAAAAAAAGAUACUCUUAAAACUUUGUUAGGUUGCUACUUUAAAAUAUUUAAUUUGAUAUAGAAAUUGACAGUCGAAGAGGUAAAUUCACUUGCAUGUCUGAUAUGAGCUUGGAGCUUUUUCAGCCCGAAGGAACGCAUGACGAACCAAAGCUUCAGAGAUCGAAAACGUCGGCUGAGAGGAAUUUGCCAGUGCUGGGCAUCGGGGGAUAAAGAGAUGUUACUGGGUGAAGAAGUUUUUGAACUUUUGAUUAUGUAAAUAAGCUUUUUUUUAUUUUAUUUUUUUUAUUGAAUGGAUGAUUCAUGUACCAUAAAGUCUGUGGCUGCCCGUGAGUUUUCAUGUCUGAGGUAAACAGGAUCAACACUGAAGGUCUGCUGGAGCUUAUAUUUAUCCUUUACCCUAAAAAUCAGUUAUCUUUAAUUAAUCUUUAUCAGAGAACCUUUAUACAAACAUUUAAAUAUUUUUUUAGAACGGAUUUAUGUUUUUUGAUUCUGUGAGGUGAAAUAAUGCCAUGACCCACCAGAAAGCUGUGCAGUCAAAAUGAACCAUCAUCCACUUUGAGGGGUUAAAAACAAAAGACUGUGCAAACUCAAUGCCGUUUAGAGACCAGCGUAAUUCUGGACAAAAGUAGGCGGAGCCAGCAUACGCAGCAUCAACAUGAAGCCAGAGUCCCUCUUCUUUACCUGUAAUAUGAAGGAUUUUAUUCCUGCUAGUGCACACAAUUUACAAACAACAUUUUGAGAAAUUCUGUUUUAUAAAUAACUUAUCUGGAGGAACAAAUGUAUAGAAGUAAAAGUUUGGAGACUUACAGAUUGGUCCCAGUUCAGAGAGCUUGUCAAAUGCACACACUCCUGUUGUUCCUAGAGUCGAACACAGCUGAACAGGAGAGAACCAAACCACAGCUGUCAUGUGGUCGUUCAGUGCAAGGAAUUUACCUCAUUGGUACCAUUACAUUGCUGCUUUCUGAAUCUCUUAAAUCCUGGUUCUUUAUCCUUAUUUCUGUAAAACUAUUUGUGUCUGUAUGUCAGUUUUUUGUAUAAUAAACAUUUCAGAUCAAAAUAAA
Molecule: messenger RNA, 4807 nt
Organism: Cyprinodon tularosa
Lineage: Eukaryota; Metazoa; Chordata; Actinopteri; Cyprinodontiformes; Cyprinodontidae
Product: very long-chain acyl-CoA synthetase-like
Exons: 10
Coding region: 36-1883 (615 amino acids)
Molecular function (GO): long-chain fatty acid transmembrane transporter activity; long-chain fatty acid-CoA ligase activity
Source: RefSeq, a predicted model, not a curated record